Physcomitrium patens is the source of this 1780-nucleotide messenger RNA. Its product is annotated as UDP-N-acetylglucosamine transporter UGNT1. The record is from RefSeq and is a predicted model, not a curated record. Lineage: Eukaryota; Viridiplantae; Streptophyta; Bryopsida; Funariales; Funariaceae.
UCUCGAAGGUUGUCUUUCGGAAAUUCUUUGGAGGGUUUCAAGGCCUUUUCGAUUUCCACCUCAUUCAGGAUUGAAUUCAUAAUGAGCAGUUGCUUGCGACAGUUGAUGACAAACAUGGAUUGUCACUUGUGUGAGUGCAUGAGAGGCUCAGUACCUGUUCAUGAGACACUCUCAAAUAUGUACCCAACAAGGAUGAAUGAGAAAACAUUGCCCAUUACUUGCCUCCAUUUGUGGCAGAUCAUGUGGACACUAUAGAAACCAAAUCUAGGGUCAAAUAGUCUAAGUUUAACUCGACACAGGUUGCAUGAGAUUGGUGAUACCUCUGGAACUUUCAUCCCACUAUGACUUUGGCGGAGUUUGGCCCUCGGGAGCACGUGCUCAGAAGUGUCUAUAGCCGAGUUUUCGAGUUGCCGUGAGGUUUUUGAGGGAACAGGCCACUGCCGCGUUUCUGAAGUUGGGUUGGGGUGAGAAUGAUGGAUGAGUCGAUGAAAAUGAGCGCUUCUACUCCACUUCCGAUAGUCACGCCGACUGCGGCGACAAUGGACACCACGCUACACAGACUCAAACCGAAGCCGAUGACCCGUCGCGGCCUUAUGGUUGCCCUCUCGUACAUGGCCUGUGCAGUUCUAUUGGUGAUGUUCAACAAAGCAGCGUUGUCGAGUUAUAAAUUUCCUUGUGCAAAUGUCAUCACAGUAAUGCAGAUGAUAGUAUCAACCUCAUUGUUAUACGUCCUUCGAAAACUGGAUAUCAUCAAAUUUACGGAUGACAGCCCGGAUAGAGCCGCGUUCAAACGCUUUGUUCCCUUACGAAUACUUCGUGAAACAUCCCCUCUGUCAAUUGCCUACUUAUUCUAUAUGGUGGUGGGAAUGGCUUCAAUAAGAGGUGUAAGUGUGCCCAUGUACACUACUCUGCGGAGAACAACGGUACUAUUUACUAUGAUCAUGGAAUAUUUCCUUGUAGGGCAAAGACAUACGAACCCUGUUAUUGCAAGUGUGGCAAUCAUCGUCUUUGGAGUCAUCAUCGCAGGAUCGAGAGAUUUCUCAUUUGAAUUAGGAGGCUAUGCUUUAGUUUUUCUAUCUAAUUUGACAACAGCUAUUUAUCUUGCCACCAUUGCACGCCUUGGAAAGACAACAGGGCUGAACAGCUUCGGCCUCAUGUGGUGUAAUGGCAUCAUUUGUGGUCCAUUACUAUUCGCAUGGAUUUUCUUUAGUGGUGAACUCGACAUGGCUAUUCGUUUUGAAUCUAUCCACGUUUUAGGAUUUCAGCUUGUCACGGCGUUGUCCUGCAUGAUGGCGUUUUGUUUGAAUUACACCAUCUUCCUGAAUACCACUCUCAACUCUGCUCUUACGCAGACCAUGUGUGGCAAUCUCAAGGACCUAGGCACCGUUCUGAUUGGCUGGAUCUGGUUUGGUGGGUUGCCAUUUGACUGGCUCAAUGUGUUUGGGCAGUUGUUAGGCUUUAUUGGAUCAGGCAUGUAUGCAUACUGCAAGUUGAAAGGGAAAUAGAGGUUGAUUUUCACCCUGUCUCCAACUUCAUACAAUAAUUGUCAUCCACUGGAUAUUACCGAACAGCUACUCGUUUGAUUUACUGUUUUUUUCGGUCAUCCAUCUCUCCUUCGGGGCUCUCGCUUAGUCCAUUAGUUAAGAUUCUGAAAAGCUCUCACGCAAUGUAACGUAGUCUUAGUUGCUGCAGAAACAAGUGCAUUCAUCAUGUAACAAUAUCAAUGAACUUCCAGUUUUCUUUUAUAUCAAUAUUGUCUACACCGGCAGUAUGUACUUCA